AUGGCGUCACUAUGGUUUUACUUAUUCUUGUUUGCGAACGUAUUGGUUGGGGCACAAGGGUCAAAUCCUGUUGUAAGGGUUGCCCAUGGGGUGCUCCAAGGAGCAUGGAGGGUCUCCCCCAAUGGCAGAACCUAUGCUAGUUUCCACGGAAUUCCUUACGCUCGUCCACCAUUUGGAGAAUACCGAUUCAGAGAACCACAACAGCCGAAACCAUGGUUAGGAGUGUGGGACGCCAGUAAAUAUCUGUCUGAAUGUCUGCAAUACGACCCAAUUAGGAAGCAAAUUUUGGGUAGCGAAAACUGUUUGUACGUGAACGUCGACACUCCGAAGCUCAGCACCGACGCUCUACUGCCAGUGUUUGUGUACAUUCAUGGAGGAGCGUUCAUGUAUGGAUCCGGGGCAAACUACAAUGCUACAUAUUUGAUGGACCGGGAUAUGGUUGUGGUCACGAUUAACUACAGACUGGGACCUUUAGGGUUUUUAAGCACGGGAGAUGAAGUGAUACCAGGCAAUGCUGGUUUAAAGGACCAGUCAUUGGCAUUACAAUGGGUGAAGAACAACAUCAUGAUGUUCGGUGGCAACCCUGACAGCAUUACAUUGACGGGCAACUCUGCAGGUAGCGCUAGUGUGCACUACCAUUACCUCUCACCGAUGUCUAAAGAUACAUUCCACAGGGGUAUCGCAUUCAGCGGCUCCGCGUUCUCCUCGUGGACGCAUGCCAUGAAGCCAGUGGAGAAGGCGCGCAGCCUCGCCGCCAUUGUGGGAUGCCCCACCGCCAACACGAAAGAGAUGGCCGACUGCUUGAAGUACAGGCCGGCUGAAGUCCUCGUCAAUGCACAAAUCGAGAUGUUUGAAUGGAAGGUCCAUUUGUUUACGCCGUUUACACCAACGCGUGAGGCACCAAACGUAAAGAACCCAUUCAUAACGCAGUAUCCCUACCACGUAGUCCAAGCCGGUGGUAUGCAGAAACUUCCACUCAUCACCACUGUCACAUCCGAGGAAGGGCUGUACCCAGCUGCAGCUUAUCAAACAGAUCCAACACUACUGAAAGAGUUGGACUCACGGUGGGAACAGCUUGCGAGUAACAUCUUCGAGUACAACGACACUCUACCAUUAAAUCAGCGCUCUGCCGUGGCCGCUAAGAUCAAGCAGUAUUACAUCGGUGAAAAACAUAUAGAUCAAGAUACCUUCCGCCAGCUAGUGCAGGCUCUGGGUGACCGUCUGUUCGCGGCGGACGUGGGCAGGCUCACGCAGAUGCACGCCGCGCGCUCCGGCCAGCCCACCUACCUAUACCGUUACACCUACCGAGGACAACAGAGUCUCUCCAACAUAAUCGCCAAGAACGACAAAAAUUAUGGCGUAAGUCAUGCAGACGAUAUACUACUGAUCUUCAGCUUCGACUCCAACACUCCCGCCGAUGUGCAAAUGCGCGAAAAACUACUUGACUUGAUCUACAGUUACGCCGCUACAGGCACCCCGAAAAUUCCUAACGGCCAGCAGUGGACGCCGGUAGUCCCUGGUUCCCAAGAACUGAAUUACUUGGAGAUUGCUUCACCCACUGAAUUCGUGAUGAAGACGAGCUCCGAUUUCGGACACAGAUCGUUCUGGGACAAACUGGGUUUUAUUGAGAACGAAAAUUUUAUCUAA
Molecule: messenger RNA, 1647 nt
Organism: Parnassius apollo (apollo)
Lineage: Eukaryota; Metazoa; Arthropoda; Insecta; Lepidoptera; Papilionidae
Source: the annotation of a GenBank genome assembly